AAAAACUCAAAUGACGUCACAGAUUAAAUGCAACACUACUCAUCCGAAUCGCCGCAGACGUUCUCAGUUUCUCAACUUCGUCGAGGCUGUGAGAAAGUUACCAUCACACUUUUCAGCAACUGCCAUUCUGCUGUUAGGUUGGUUCUUUUUCCUAAGAUAAUAUGGGUGACCAAGCAGAAGCAGAUGAACGAGCCCGCCGACGGGAAGAAAGGAGGAAAAAGAGAAUGCAACAGGAUCAGGAAGCUCAGCAACUUAACAGUAAAUCUUUUGAGGACGACAUGGAAGCAAUGCGUAAACGUAGAGAGGAACGACGACGACAAAGGGAGUUGGCAGCAGUAGAGAAUGGCCCUACAGAUGAGGAACUUGCACGAGAAAGGAGAAAAGAGAGGAGGGCGGCCAGGCAACGUGGAGACGCACCAGAGGAAGAGUCAACAUACGUAUCCCGCCGCCGCAGACGAGAGGAAAGAGAGGAAAACAACAAUGAAGCUGCGAAAGAAGCGGAGCCCAAAGCAGAAGAAACGCCCAAGAUAGAAACACAGGAGCAAGAGGUGGUGGAAAAUGGCGAGGCAACUGCAGAGGAGACAAUGAGUAACCAGGUGGAGGUGGAGGAGCCAGCAGUAAAUGGGAUUGUUGAGGAUGACACUCAGAAGCAUCAGGAGGAAGAAGAACGCCAACGACAGGAGGAACAACAACGUCAAGAAGAGGAAAGGCAACGCCAAACUGAAGAGGAGGAGAGGCGACGCCAGGCUGAAGAGGAGGAGAGACAACGGCAGGCAGAGGAGGAGGAAAGGCGAAGGCAAGCGGCAGCAGAAGAGCAAGAACGAAAGAGGCAACAGAAACAAGCAGAAGAGGAACGGAAGCGAAAGGAGGCCGAGGCAAAGAAAGCAGAGGCAAAGAAAGCUGAGGCAAAGAAAGCUGAGGAAGAAAGUAAAAAAGAACCAACAGAAAAAAAGGCAGCAGCACCCAAAAAGAAAUCAAGUCUUUUAGGAAAACUGGGUGGAGGCAAGAAGAAGGGCGGACUCAAGGCUAUGUUGUUGAACAAAGCAAAACAGGACUUGAAGAAAGAGGCGGCUGAAAAAGAACAGGCAAAAUUAAACUAUAUAGCUUCAAAUGUCACCCCAAUACAAACAGAAGGUUUGACUGAGGAUGAGCUAAUGGAUUUGUGCAAAUCUUUGUAUCAGGACAUUCUUAAAGUUGAAGGAGAUAUAUUUGAUAUCGAAAUUCUCAUCCGUAGACAAGAUUGGGAGAUUGCUGAACUGCAAGGCCAAGCCAAUGAAGCAAAAGGAAAAUUCAUUAAACCAAAACUGAAAAAGGUUGAAAAGCAACAACAAAAGCAACAACAAGAAAGCCAAAAUGAUCAAAUGAGAAGUGGAAUCCUGUCCUUGAAACAUACAGGACCAGCCUUGUAAUCAACAGAUGAUCAGCUCAAAAUGAAGUGACAAGACAGAUUCCAAAAAUACUUUAGGGCAGAUGCUGGCAUAUUUUUAUCGUAACAUCAAUCAAAGUCCAGCCGUGCUCAUCGUUGCGCAGUUAGGCACGUAUCUUUAAGAUAUCGGACUGAUGAACACUUAUUAUAUCAAAGUGGGUACAAGAGUAGAAUAGGCUCUUUAAUAUUAGUCAAAGUAUAAAUAAAAACUAAUAGAUUCUGCCUCUUUUUUUAUGAUUUUCAACAAAAAAAUGUUAUUACUGAAUAUCAAUCGGUGCAAGAUUUAUAGCAAGCUUUGGGUCCUUAUGUGGUUCCACAUGAUUCAAUAAUAGUAUUGUAGAUAGGUGCAGUGUUAUAAUAUGGUUUGAAUACAAAAAUGCAGAAUAAACUCCAGGCUAAUAUUUUUUACCUGUUUAAGCAGGAAACAAACUGUACUUGACCAGAUCACCGUAGAGGCUAUGCCAUACAUUUGUUGUGUAAGGUUUAGUUUGUUUAUGAAAAGUUUUUUAAAUACAUCUUUUUUUUUCUCCUAAAAUGGAUAUUUUUUUAGAAAUAAAAAUUCAAAUACUUUAUUUAAAAGUGAGAUGUGAACAUGUUUUAAGUAUUUUAAAUUUCAAGAUUAAAUUACCAGAAUUUGAGAAAAAUUAAUAUGAAUUUAGUUACAUUUAUACAAUUAGUGUUAUUCUCAUCAGAAUUCUUUGGUAAUUAUAAAUUAACUUUAGAAAUUUAAAUGGGAAAAGCAUGGGUGUAAAGAUGUUUGGUGUUACUUUACCAAAUUUAGAUAUGAAAUUAUAAUAACUGUACAAAAAAACUGACUCCAUCCUGUUUGUAAUUCCUGAUGUAUUGGGGGUCAAAUUAGUUUUAUCGGUUGUUGGUGAAAAGCAAUUUUAUAGAUAGUAUUACAUCCCUUGCACAUGUAUUUAAAACAAUUGCAAAUAUCUUGGUACUGUAGGAGAUGUGAAGUAUUAAGUAGAUUAUCCCCAUGACUAAUCCCAAGCUAAUCCAAGUAAGUAUAAUCCAAUACAUCCUUAAAAUAUGUACAUUCAAUUCAAAGGAAAGUUGCUGCCCCGGCUCUGUUUUGAAGUAUGUGCUCAAAGAAAUAGGCGCAUCAAAGCAGUACAUAAAAUAAUUAUUUGAAAUGUAAACAAGAUAAUUACAGCAACUUUCCUUUUGUUGACUUUAAUCAUUAGUAGAAAAGCAAGUACUGCUUCAAGUAUUGUAUUGAUAAUUGCCAAGUAGAUAUCAAAACUAAGUUCUAUAAGCUUGAGGUGCUAAUUACAUAUUUUCUUUAUGGUUUUUGUUUAGAAGAUAAUAAAUGUCUUUUGUUUUCUUUUUAAAGUUUUUAAAUUUCUAUGUUGCCUUGUGGUAAUAGUCUUUCGUAUAAAUAUAAAUUAAAAUUGUUUAAUGUGAAGGAUCUGAAGGAAAAUGCAUGAGACAGUGGCUCAUAAUAAUUUCAUUUUCUGUUGUAAAAAAACUUGAAAAAUCCCCAAAAAUAUACUUAGAUACCAAUUCGUUGUUUGUGCCUAACUGUGUAGGUAGAAGUAAAAAACAACUUUUUUGAGAAAGUUAUAUAACAUUGUACAGUGUUGAGAAAGUUAAUGCAUGCAUUGUAGUUUAUAUUUUACAUUUUUAUAGAUUACAGUACAGUAUAGUAAAAAAAUUGUAUCACAAAUUGUGAAAUGGACAUCAAUAAUGAAAACUCGUAAUACAGUAGUACAUAUUCUCUAUGCAUUAUUUUGAUUAUCAAUAUUUAUUUAUCAAAACAUUUCUUAUAAAUUUGAUUUUCAAAAAAUCUACAAUGCAAGUGAAUGUGGCCUUGACCUGCCGUCUGGGCCUGGGAUGCACCUCAGUUCCUGGGUGAUCGCUAUCAUGCCCAAGAUAUGACAGGUGGGGUAAACCAGAGAUAUCUUUAUGAGUAAAUAAAGGUGUAAAAAACUUACAAGAUUCCUUGCUGUUAAUUACUGAACCAGCAACUGAAACUUGUACUGUACAGGUAUUCCUCUACUUAUUUUCCCAUUUAAUUGAUCUCUGAUUUUGUUCCCCAAGUUGUUUUGAGAGCUUUUUUCAGUGUUAACUUCAGACUCAUCAAAGUUGUCAUAGUAUCUGCCUAUUCUUUCACUGAGUACUAUGUAUAAACUGACACAACUGGACUGGUUUGAACAAUAAAUUCUGCUUUAAUAGAUGUAAUAAA
Molecule: messenger RNA, 3617 nt
Organism: Anneissia japonica
Lineage: Eukaryota; Metazoa; Echinodermata; Crinoidea; Comatulida; Comatulidae
Product: troponin I-like
Exons: 14
Coding region: 162-1409 (415 amino acids)
Biological process (GO): muscle contraction
Cellular component (GO): troponin complex
Source: RefSeq, a predicted model, not a curated record